AUGUCACGGUUUCCUGUUAUGUUUACUUGUCUCGUUACUACCGGUGUCAUCAUGUUCCGUAGUAACAGCAUUGGCCUGAGAUGUAUCGAGAGUGAGAGAGAACAACUUGUGGAAUUCAAGGAAGGCCUCAUCGAUCGUUUGGGAAAUCUUUCCUCGUGGGUCGGAUUGGAUUGCUGCAAAUGGAGAGGAAUCAUUCUCGGAGACCCAAUUCCCAUGUUCUUAGGCAUGUUAAACAACUUGAGAUACCUGAAUCUCUAUGGUUCAGGCUUUAGUGGAGAGAUUCCACCCACCUUGGGAAUUAUCGCACUUGCAGAGCUUACAACUCUGGUACUCAUUAAUUGCUUGGUUGGUCCUUCUUUUCCAGUUUGGCUGCAAGUUCAGGCCCAUCUUUUCUAUGUUAUACUUUCAAAUGCUGGGAUCUCGGACACCAUAGAAGAAGAAUGGUUUGCCAGGUCCUAUAGCGGACAACGUUGGGGAGCUGAUGCCAUGGUUGGAAACUUUGUUUCUUUCUCGGAACCAGAUCAGCGGCAGGCUGCCAUCAUGGAUAUGCAAGAUGAAGCGGCUGAAAUUUCUCUCUGUCGGUCACAACAGAUUCUUCGGACAACUCCCGGAUUGUUGGAAAAAUUGACAAGCUUGAAACUUAUGGAUGCCUCCAACAAUAGCCUCUCAGGUGAAAUCCCAAGUUCCUAA
Hibiscus syriacus is the source of this 690-nucleotide messenger RNA. RefSeq names its product probable LRR receptor-like serine/threonine-protein kinase At4g36180. The coding region runs from base 1 to 690 and encodes 229 amino acids. The record is from RefSeq and is a predicted model, not a curated record. Gene Ontology annotation, molecular function: protein binding. Lineage: Eukaryota; Viridiplantae; Streptophyta; Magnoliopsida; Malvales; Malvaceae. The transcript has 4 exons.